AUGGACUUUAUAUUGAAACCAGUUAUUUCAUGUGCUGGUGAUGAAAAUCUUUUGCCUUAUUUCGAAAGCCGCUGUUUAUCGACUUUGGGGAGUCAGCAGGUGGUAUGGAAACAUCCAAAACUGUCAAUGGUUCAUUCUGUACGAUUAGGAGCAUGUUUUACAAGAUUUCGUGUUAGCCAGUUACAGUCCAACGUCAAAGUUUUAUCAAGUGGAAGACCUAUUCGACCUGUGGGUACAUUUCAACCAUUACUUUAUAUUUAUGUGACUUCAAAUGAUGUUUCUCAUUAUACAUCACAUGGUGGACGGAAUGCUAUCGGUAGUUGGUUAGGCCAUUUACGUGCCAGAAAUGUAUUUGACUGGCUUAUUAUUAUGGUUAAUUCGGAUCCACAGUAUAACACACCAAAAAUUCUACAAAAAUCAAAUGUACUUGACAAAAUUAGAAGUGAUUUUAAUGUUCGUACAGGCGACCGACAAUUUCUAGAAGUACCAGCACCUAAUUCAGCUGAAGAAAAACUAUUCAAUGAAUCAUGGAAUCAGUUAACUUAUCUUGUUCGUAAAUCUAUCAUAUCGGCUUGUAUGUCAAUUAUUGCUGAUUAUGAUAUACAUUUACAAAUGCUGACCGAUUCGUGUUCAACCUUUACAUGGGAUUAUUUUGAGUAUUUAGAUAGAAAGGAAGAAUUAGCGCAUAUGUAUUUGUUUCUUGGUGGACAUGAACAUGCUUUACAUGAGUAUCGUGAAGCAACUGAAUUACUUUCUAAAUGUAUUCAAGCGUCAACACAACAAGGAUCUAAACGUCCUCAAUGGUUAGAUCGAUUAACACAAUUGUCAUCAUCGGAUGAAGUAUCACAUUAUGUGUGUGAUUAUUCUUUAGAUGUGACGAAUACAGAAAUAAAACAGUCUAGUCGUUUAAAAAAUCGUAACGCUACAUUAUUCGAAUUGAAAAAUUACCUUUUAUCAAGACAAGCGUCAAUAUUAUGUAUAUGUGAUCGAUUAAAUGAAUUUCCUGCAUUUGCUUAUCAUACCAUUUGUUCUACAUUGACUGAAAUAAACAUAUUAGAUAUUCAAACGGAUAAUUUAUUUCGCGCUGUUUGGAUUCUGUGUAUUUGUUUAAAUACACUAACAAAUAUCCGACUAGAUUCAGAUCGUUCAAUGGAUGAUGUCAAUAAAUCAAUUAUUGAAUUAUUGGAUACAGCUUUUUCAUGCAAUAAUAUUUUAGAGAAUAUUAAUUUUACACGCCUUUCAAAGUUAUCAUUUAAUAGGCAGUUGUCGUCGUCGUCAUCAUCAUCAUCAUCGUCUUCAUCACCGACCAUAACAACACAAAGUGUAUUUAUUGAUGCUAACAAAGAUUCAAAUGUUACUAUUUGGUAUAUGAGUCAUAUAGUUGAUAAAAUCUUCACUCAUUUUCGUUGUUAUGAAUAUCCAUUAUUACGUAAUACUUCUCAUUUAUCAUCUAUCAAUAAUGUUACUAGUACAUCAACAGAAAAUUCAUCAAUAAUUCAUAAAUUAUCAUUGAAUAAAAUCAAUAAUGAAAACGAUUAUUUUUGUUCAGAAAAUUAUUCUAUUGAAUUAUGGUUAAUUAUAUUUAAUUAUAUAAAACAAAUUGGACAAUUCAUUGGUUUAUGGUGUAUUAAAUCAAAUUUAUCUAUUCAUCAUGAAAAAUAUUCAUUAUUCAAUAAAAUAAUUACUGAUCAUUUAAUCCAUAAUCAACAAUCAAUAAUUAAAGAUUCUAUUCAACAACAACAACAACAAAAUAAUAUUGAAAAUCAAUUAAACUUAGACAUAGAACAAAUCAAUGUAGAACAAAUACAAUUAAAUCAUUCUAUAUUAUUUGCUCAUAAUCAUUUAAUUCCAUUAUUUACAUCAACAUUAAUUUAUUCACAAAUAUUUACAUCAAUUGGACAAACAUUAAUUGGUUUCUUUAAAUUAAUACAUUGUCCUAAACGUGCAUAUGAAAUUGUUUAUGAUUUAGCUGAUUUCUUAUUUUCACAAGGAGCUCAUGAAUCAGCUUCAUGGUUAUAUGAGUCACUAAUAAAUCAUUAUGAUGAGUCUUCGUGGAUUGGUUUAGUAACAAGUACACGUAUAUGCUUGGCAUGGUGCUACCAUUCCUUAUGUGUAAAGAAGCAUUUUGAAACUAAAGAUGAUUAUGAAAUUGCUCGAAAAUACAUUCAAAUCUGUUUCAUCUUAGCUGGUACAAAACAUUCUGUAUUACGUACAGCUGCUAUUCAUGUUUACAAUAAAAUUCAAUUUUGGUAUCAAACAAUAGAUUUUACACAAAUUUUAUCAAUACCAUCAUUUAAUGAUUCAAUUAACCCAAAUUAUUGGUGGAAAGAAGCUGUUGAAUUUCGUAAUUCUUUAUUAGCAUAUCAUCAAUGUAUUGUUUUGGAUCCUUAUCAAAUGUCACCAUUGUUUCGUUUAAAAUCUGUUGAAUUGGAAGGUGUUUGUAAUUGUGGUUAUCAAUUGAUUUUUAUUCAAUUAAAGUCUAAUUCGGAUCGAACAUUUAAAGCAUCAGUACACAUUAGUGGAUCAGAACCUUCGUACAUCGACUGGCAAACAUUGUUGAAUCCAAACGAAUUUCUACCUUAUCAUGUAAUGGAUAAAACUAAUCAUUUAUUGAUGCCACAGUUAGAUAGCCAACUACAUUUGAUCAAUUUGACUACUGCUCCUAGUAUCUCUGUUGUCAAAAGCUUAGCAGAACCAAAUAUUCAUAGUUCAAUACAAAUUUUAAGACAACAUUCACUUUGUCCAACGAAAAAACGAUCACGUAUAUCAUUCAGUAUUAAUGGUAAACACGAUAUGUUUGGAAAUGAAAAUAGAGAAUCAUCUACUCCUGUUUCAACUAAAAAUCCACUUUUUAUUUUAAAUCAUGAAGAUUCUUUUGUAAUGAUAAAACCUGGGUUAAAUAAAUUGUCAUUUAUAGCUAAUGCACCAGGAUUUUUAAUUCCAGAGAAAAUAUUCAUUAAUUGUCUUGAUGAAAUCAAUAUCGAAUUAAAAGAACCAUUAACAGAACAAGAAUCUUUAGAACCGUCAAUUUAUAGUCAUUCCGAAGUAAAUUUCGUAUCAGAUAUAGAUGGUGAUGUUUUUGGAUCUAGUUGGCGUGAUACUGCAAUGAUGAAAACAUUGUUACCUAAACCAGAGAUUUCAAUAUCAAAUAACUCGAGUGGUAAACGAUAUCCAGUGGUGUUUGGUACAUGUCAACCAAUUCCAGUUCAAUUAAGAUUAGGCAAACUGGGUUUAUCAGAAGAUUGUAAGUUAAGCACAAGUCUAUAUCGUAUUUGUUCAAAUAAUAAAAAUUUUGUAUUCAAGACUAAAGAGGAAACAAAUUUCAUGAAAACUUAUAACAACACUAAUGGUAAUGAUGGAAAUGAAACAAUUUUCAAUAAUCAAUCCAGUACCACUAUUGAUGGUGGUUAUCAAAUACAUAAUCAAUAUAGUGAAAAUGAUUAUUCACUAAUUUCUAAUUCAUUAGAAAAUCAUCAAGAGGAACAUUUGCAUAAAAAGCAUCAAACUUUAUUUAGUCAAUUUAUUUUAGAAGAUGGACCAGUUGAUUUUAUACGAGAAUAUAAUCCGUUAUCAAAAAGUUUAAAAUGUAAAAUUAAUCAUCCUAUGCCAACAUUUCCACCUGGUUGUUGUUUACAAUUAAGUAGACCAUUAUAUCUAUCGGCUACAUCUUGUAAUGAUCAAUUUGCACUUUCAAUGCCUAGUGGACAUUAUUGUAUUCUACCAAUAGAUAUUAUCAAACCGCUUGGAUUCAAUUUGAAUAUAUUCCCUUUACCUAAAACAUACGUUAUCUUCAGUCUAAACAUUACUUGUGUGGACACUGACCCAGAUUCAAUUAUAACACCAGAAGCAUACUGCAGUCAAAAUCUACUUUGCAAAGACCCAAUAACAUUUGAAUUGUCUAAUAUGCGAUUCUAUAUUUGUGCUUCAAAACUUUACUUAUCCAGACGUCUAGCACUAAGUAGUUCCUUUUCAAAUGGUCAGAAUCAACCUUAUAAUCGUCAACUGAAGUCACAUAGCUAUCUCUCGGUGGAAGAUAAUCAUCAAAUUACUGGGGAUUUUACUAAAAAUGAUGUCCUAGAAACAGGUUCCGCGGACAAAUUAUAUGAUACUGUCAGUGAAACCAUUGAAUCUUUAACUGGUGACCUUCUGGACAAUAGAAUCACCAAGGCUUAUGUCACUCAUUUAACACCAUUUUCAAUACCUUGGCGUUUCAAAUCACUAGAAUAUAAUAAUUUUAUGAAAUUUUGUAAAGAAUCUCAUUGUCAACCAAUUGGACGUUUCGAAUGUACAAUGAAUCGAAUUGGUAAUGUUAAAAAAGUUAAUCAAGAUAUAAGAGUGGAUUGUGUUAUUAGACAACAGAUAUAA
Messenger RNA from Schistosoma margrebowiei, 4365 nucleotides. NCBI's taxonomy places the organism in Eukaryota, Metazoa, Platyhelminthes, Trematoda, Strigeidida, Schistosomatidae. The record is from the annotation of a GenBank genome assembly.